This is a messenger RNA of Saccostrea cuccullata (small rock oyster), 2181 nucleotides long. RefSeq lists its product as uncharacterized. Gene Ontology annotation, molecular function: ubiquitin protein ligase activity. NCBI's taxonomy places the organism in Eukaryota, Metazoa, Mollusca, Bivalvia, Ostreida, Ostreidae. The coding region runs from base 1 to 2181 and encodes 726 amino acids. Gene Ontology annotation, biological process: proteasome-mediated ubiquitin-dependent protein catabolic process; protein polyubiquitination. The record is from RefSeq and is a predicted model, not a curated record. The transcript has a single exon.
AUGGAUUACUUAACGUGCGAUUCUUGUGAGAAUCUAUUUGUUGAUCCACUAGAAUUGGACUGUUUACACACUUUCUGUAAGAAAUGUAUCGACCAGGAAAUGAUAGAUACAGAAAACAAUGCAGUGAGGUGUCGUUUAUGUGCAAUGGAAACGACACCAGGAAAUAUUCAGGUAAACCGACUAAUCGCCCUUGCCCUGCAGGCAAAAAACGCAGGCCAAAAUAACCACCACAAAGAUGAAAAUACCAUAAAUGAAUUUCAAAUGCAAGCAAACGAUUUAAGGGCUAAUGUUUUAGGAAAGCCCGACUCACGAGAAAUCGUCUCUCAGAAAAGAGAAGAUUUACGACAAAGCAUAACCGAGUUCUACUGUAAAUUUAUUGAGGAUAUGACUAUUUACCUGAAAGAGCAAAGUGCUGACAUUCUUUCUGAAUUAGAUUCAAUAUUUGAAAAAUACGAAUACGAGAGUAUCAUGAAAGAGAAAAGAAAGCAGAUGCUUGCAGAAGAAAUAGAGACGUUAUUCAAAAUAUUCAGCAAUGUUUAUACCGACAAAACACAAUUAUUCAUGGGAGAUCUUGUACACGAGAUGAGUUCCUACUUUGGAAAAUGUCGAAGCUUGCUAGAUACGAUUGGGAGCGUAGCGUGCAAUGUUAACUUUCUGUCAGGCAUUGAACAGAAAGAUCUUGUUCUAGCGACCAAUUUUGGUGCUUUAGUUGAUCAAACAGUACGCGAUGAAACAAAUAAUCCCCAAGUUGAUGACUGCACUGAAAAUACCCCUACAAAUGAUCUCUCCGAGCCCAAUACGUUGGAGCCGGAUAUCUCCGAUGAAAGGUCAUAUGAUGAUGCCACAAACAAUGCCACAGAAGCACACCCUCAGUCAGGGUCAGAUUUAACCACAAAUCAUGACGAGGGGAUAGAAAAUGAAAGUCAGACAGUCACAAUAGGAAUCGAGAAUUCGACAAAUUCUGCUGAUCACGCAAUAGAAUCUCAACCACUGUCACCUCCAACAAAUGAUAUUAACUCUAUGACAGUUUCCCCUACCGACCCUCAGUUCACGAAUUCGUCUUCUAAUAAUGCAGAGGAGGAUCCUCCCGAGGAACCCCCUCCCCCCUACUGGAUGGCUAUUGGAGAGAACGAACCAAGUGAACAGUUUUCAUUUUUAUCGACACCAGGGGGCAGAAAUAGGAAUCCCAGGAGGUCACCUCGACUGUCGGACUCAUUUUCCUCCAACGUGUCAUCUUCAAGUAGAUCGGGUCGAGGAACAAAUAUUCCUCAGAGAGGUAGUUUUAAUCAACACACAGUUCAUACUUCCAACCCUCUGCAGUAUGCUACUCACGCGUUGUCAAUUCGAACACAUCAACCCGACGAUGUAAGAACUGGCCCAAUAGUUGCCAUUGCAUGGAUGCAAGAUAAACUGAUGUUGGUUGAUCGUUUCAACAGUAAGCUCAAAAUGUAUUUGGAAACUGGCGAAUUUCUCCACAGCUUAAAAUUCAUGGAUGGCGAACCAUGGGACGUUUGCGCCAUGAAUGUGGUUGAAAUGUUGAACAAUCCAAUGACGUGUGGUAUAACUAUUCCCAGAAAAAGAAUGGUUAUGCUAAUUCAAAUACUAGAUGGAAGAACAAUGCUGAUUAGCCAUCGUUUUGCUACAAGAAAUGGAUACGCCUGUCUUGCUUACGAUCAAAGGAAUGGAGCACUAGUAUGUGGAGUUUCUUCCCCGUUUGGGACCCCAGGUAUUGACGUCAUAAACACUUCUGGCGUCCUUCUAGCUCACUUUCCGUUACCGCGACAAGUUUUGGUGCGAUCAAUCGACGUUUCAAUUAAAGAUGCUAUUAUAAUCUGUGACUGGAGAAAAAACAAUGUCAUAUUCCUAAAUAAAAGCGGCGCUGUCAUUGGCCAGUAUAGCGGGUCGUCAGAGCCCGUUGGAACAUGCACUGAUGGUCGUGGGUUCUUGCUGGUCGCCGAUUCCAAAUCCAAUGCCAUCGACAUCUUGACAAUGGAAGGGAAGUUUUUCGGCAAGGUGAAAUCAAGCUGUCCAAUUAUACGACCAAAAGAAAUAAACGUUCGUCCUGACGGGCCCCCAAGGCUGGCUUUGUCACAUGGGUCGAUGUUUGUGGAGGUGUUCGAUUUGUUUGAAAGUGAAACCUCCCUCCCAACCAUUCCUACGGCUCCGCCACCACCGCAGUGA